UCGAAUUCGUAUCCCUAAUAUAUCGAUUGAGUUGGAAUGACGUAAUCGUGAAUAGAUGUUCCAGUUGUAAAGAUCGUAAUUUAAUAAUAAUUAAUCAAAAAUGUGGUAUGAAGUACUUCCAACAUUAGCUAUAUUAGGAGCUGUUUUUGCAGUGCCGCAAAUAAUUCCAUAUUAUGUGGAAAAGAAGAUUUAUGGCAAUCCAAUAAGAAGGGAUCAUAGUCUGCAUUGGACUACCAUAAUGUCAGAAAGGGAUGAAGCAUUAACUGGUGAUUACAGAAAACCACGGGGUUUGGAAGGAAUUCCUGAUAAAUAAAAUUUACUUCUACCUACGUUUAGUAAAAUCAAUAUGUAAAUAUAUAUAAUAUUUCAAAUACAUUGAUAAGUACUA
Molecule: messenger RNA, 388 nt
Organism: Megachile rotundata (alfalfa leafcutting bee)
Lineage: Eukaryota; Metazoa; Arthropoda; Insecta; Hymenoptera; Megachilidae
Gene: Sym
Product: symplekin scaffold protein
Cellular component (GO): mRNA cleavage and polyadenylation specificity factor complex
Source: RefSeq, a predicted model, not a curated record